Molecule: messenger RNA, 721 nt
Organism: Hymenoscyphus albidus
Lineage: Eukaryota; Fungi; Ascomycota; Leotiomycetes; Helotiales; Helotiaceae
Source: the annotation of a GenBank genome assembly
AUGGUCUCAUUUUCCUCCCUCAUUCUUGCCGUCGUUGCUGCCGUCGGGGUUGCUGCUGCCCCUUCCGAGGUCCUAGUCGAGCGCGCGGGAACUCCUAGCUCAACAGGAACCAACAAUGGAUUUUACUAUUCAUUCUGGACUGAUGGUGCUGGAGAUGUUACAUACACCAACGGAGCAGCGGGUGCAUACACUGUGAAGUGGUCUGGCAACAAUGGGAACUUUGUAGGGGGAAAGGGAUGGAAUCCAGGAAGUGGAAGGUGAGGAAAUCCGCAUCAUAAAUCUCAUCACAGCAGUUCGCUAAAUGUCUCUCUUUCUCAGGGUCAUCAACUAUUCCGGCAACUAUAGUCCAAACGGAAACAGCUACCUUUCAAUCUAUGGUUGGACCAGAAACCCUCUUAUUGAGUACUACAUCGUCGAGAACUACGGCUCCUACAACCCUGCAAGUGCUGCUACUAAGAAGGGAUCCGUUACCGUCGACGGCUCAAGCUACGAUAUCCUACAGACCACUCGAACCAACCAGCCAUCCAUUGAUGGCACCAAGACCUUUCAGCAGUAUUGGUCUGUCCGAACCAGCAAGCGCUCCAGCGGUUCGGUCAAUACUCAAGCUCACUUCGACGCUUGGGCAAAGGUUGGAAUGAAGCUCGGUACGGAAUUUAACUACUUGAUUGUCGCAACCGAGGGAUAUUUCUCCAGUGGAUCAGCGACCAUCACCGUUUCUUAA